Messenger RNA from Moesziomyces antarcticus, 507 nucleotides. Its product is annotated as peptidyl-prolyl cis-trans isomerase-like 3. Gene Ontology annotation, molecular function: peptidyl-prolyl cis-trans isomerase activity. Gene Ontology annotation, cellular component: catalytic step 2 spliceosome. The coding region runs from base 1 to 507 and encodes 168 amino acids. Gene Ontology annotation, biological process: protein peptidyl-prolyl isomerization. The transcript has 2 exons. Lineage: Eukaryota; Fungi; Basidiomycota; Ustilaginomycetes; Ustilaginales; Ustilaginaceae. The record is from RefSeq and is a predicted model, not a curated record.
AUGUCGGUCACCCUCCACACCACUCUCGGUGACAUCAAGGUCGAGGUCUUCUGCGAGACCACUCCGCGAGCGGCCGAAAACUUCCUCGGCCACUGUGCAGCCGGCACGUACGACGAUGUCAAGUGGCACCGCAACAUCAAGACGUUCAUGAUCCAGACUGGCGAUCCCACUGGCACAGGCAAGGGCGGCCAAUCCAUAUGGGGCAAGCCAUUUGCGGAUGAGAUCCGCUCCACGCUCAAGUUCGACCGCAGGGGCAUAGUCGCUUGCGCCAAUGCCGGUCCCGAUACCAACAAGUCCCAGUUCUUCAUCACGUACGCCAAGCAUCCUCAUCUGGACGGCAAGUACACCAUCAUAGGCAAGGUCAUCGACGGCGCCGAAGACGGUGGGACUCUCGAUGCCAUGGAGGCGGUCCCUGUCGACGCCAAGAACAGGCCCACCACCGAGAUCCGCAUGACUGGCGUCACCAUUCACGCCAACCCGCUCGCCCUCAAGUCAAUAGGCAAGUGA